This is a messenger RNA of Labeo rohita (rohu), 3423 nucleotides long. It is a transcript of the gene il17rel, whose product is annotated as interleukin 17 receptor E-like. Lineage: Eukaryota; Metazoa; Chordata; Actinopteri; Cypriniformes; Cyprinidae. The record is from RefSeq and is a predicted model, not a curated record. Gene Ontology annotation, molecular function: interleukin-17 receptor activity. The transcript is spliced from 19 exons. The coding region runs from base 227 to 1786 and encodes 519 amino acids.
ACUCCCAGGUCUCUGGUAGAGAACCCAAGCUUGGAGGAAGAAAAAAAGAGGAAAAUAAAAAAUAUUUAAAGGGGUCAUCAGAUGCAAAGUUCACUUUUGCAUGUUGUUUGAACAUUAAUAUGUGUUGGCAGUGUAUGUACAAAUCUACCCUAUAAUGAUAAAAAUCCAUGCAGUGGUUUUUAAUUAAUCUGUAUUAAUAAUAUCCCCUUUUUCAAAUCAAGAGAAAAUGAGAUGCAUGUCAGAUCCACUUCAUGUGCAGCAGCAGCAGGUCUUAAAGUCACAGCAGCAAACAAAGAACCACAAGGUCCGUACGGACAGGUUUGAGAGGAACCAGGACUGUGCUUGGAGUUGCUCUGAGGGUCUACAGUGUAAACCCAGAGCUUAUUCUCCACUGACAGCAUUUCACUGCAGGAAUCAGCCUGUUAGUAGCGCCGUGUUCAAUAAUGUGAUGUUGACUACUGUGUUGGCGUGUGAGGGGAGGAAAUGUUCACUGCAGCUCAAAAUCGCAACAUCGGUGAAUGUCACUGGUGAUAUUCGUGGAGUUUCAGUGUGUGCCGACUCUGCCGGGAUGAUAGGACAUUGCCAGAUUUAUACUUUUGGCCAUGUUGGUAAAGGAACCGCUAAUGGAAAACAGGUUGAUGUGCGGUUUAAGUGUGUUCCUGUUAGACCUGGUCAGCUUGUGUUUGUGACUCUCAAAACGAUUCCCAACUACUGUAAGGCUGUGUGGACACAAAGACACCUUGUUCCCGAAUGCAGUCAUGAAGGUAUCAGAGACGAAAUUGCAGAGUGCAUCACUGGGAAGCUGGCGUACACUGUCGAUAAAGCCAGGAAUACAUUAACAGUGAAAGUGACUGACGCUCCUGAAGACACAGAUUACAACCUCAGGCUUUGCCACAAACGCAGUGUCAUCUGUACAGGGGAAGGGGCUCCCAGAAUGAUAAAAGCACAGCAUCUGCAGAGCAGCAUAACGCUUCCUUAUUCCAAACCAUUACCCUGUUUGUGCAUUGAGGGUUGGCCUGCCAGAGUAGAUGCACGGAGAGUUCAAGUGUGUCCCUUUAAAAACAAUUUGGAAGAACUGUGGUCUGGGAUAACCUAUGACCUCAAUAAGGAAGAGUUGAUAUGGGAGCCACUGUGUCCUGUCAAAGUGUCAGUUUCUCUGUGUCAUGCUGAAGGAGGAAAAAGCUGCCAAGACCUUGGAAAUGUUUUUCAUUCAGAGGGGCAAAAAGUGAUAUUCUCUUCCGUGGAUCCACACCCAACGCUUUGCACGAAGUUUACCACUGAAGUGGGGACAUGGAUAAAGUGUCCUUUUGCCAGAGGAAAUUUCUCAGUCUGGACAGCGAAGAUUACAUCCAAAGAUGGUCAGCAAUGGGCUGAGAUUUCAACAUGGGUCAAAUCCAGCUUCUCCGUGUCUAUCUGUGAGAUGAAACCCUCCCCUCAGUGUAAACGAAUCGAGGGAAACAAGUUUCAGAACCUUUCUGUGGACAAAAUGAAGCACACAGUUUUCAACUUGUCUAAAAGUGCGUGCGAAGCGUGUGUCUGCAUCCAGAUCCAAAGGGUAGAUGUGCGCUUUUCAGUCCCUGUACUUCAGUGCGAUUUGCAGUGUUCAAAUCAGUGCCGUGACCCGGAGAGACGUCAAUCCCAGGACAUUGAGAAGAUUUUAUUGCCUGCUGUCAUUUUUCUAACAGUGAUCCUGGCGGCUGUCUUGUUUGGUAGAAUGACAAUAAAAGAUGGGGAUAAGAAGAAAACACCAUGGACGAAACUCGCAUGUCUGAGGAUGAAUCAGUGACUCGAGGCUGCGCAGCAAGAGGAUUUAGAUUGUACUAUAGGACAGUUCUCAUUAAAGCAUGCAUGUUUUACUAAAGUUUUUUUUUUUAUUGUAAGGACUGAAACAUUAACAUAAUAGUCUGUGUCUCGUCUGAUGCACACAUAUAAGCUGUAGUAUCUGAAUAAUGCAACUAAAUACAUCUGAUUUUUUUAUGCAUAAUGCAACAGCUGCUCUUAAGUUUAUAACGUGCAAUGUAUUAACAUGCCAAAAUAAACUGUGCACACAGAAUUUUAAGCAUUUGUAUAUAAAACUUUUGUAUGUAAGUCAAUGUUUAUGUGACAUUAAAGGAUUAGUUCACUUCCAGAAUAAAAUGUUCCUGAUAAUUUACUCACCUCUGUGUCAUCUGAGAUGUUCAUGCCUUUCUUUCUUGAGUCAAAAAGAAAUUUAGGUUUUUGAGGAAAACAUUCCAGGAUUUUUCUCCAUAUAGUGGACUUCAAUGGUGGUCAACCGGUUGAAGAUCCAAAUUGCAGUUUCAAGGGCUCUACAUGAUCCCUGCCGAGGAAUAAGGGUAAUUUCAAAAAAGGUAGGGUAAGGUGAAAAACUCCAUCUCAUUUCCUCCUCCAACUUCAAAAUCAUCUGACAUAUUUAUUUAUUUUUUUUUGUAAAUGGCAUCUGCCUUUCUUUGCACGGUACUUCCGUGAUUACAUAAUAUGCGAGGCUGAGCUAGUGCAAGACCAGCAUGUGUGGUUAAAAAGUACAUACAUUUAAAUUACAGCUGUCAGUUUAAGGUGUUAGUUAAGAAGUUAUUAAAAAAUAAGGCGAUUAAAAUAUUUUAACGCAGUUAAAGCAUUGGCCCCGAUCCCAGACCUGUACACUGUAAAAAACAAUUUGUUGAAUCAACUUAAAAUAAUUUGUAACCUGGCUGCCUUAAAAUUUUAAGUUCAGUCAACUCAAAAGAAGUUUAUUCAACUUGAAAUGUUAAAUUAUAUCAAGUGACAACUGAGAUAUUUGAGUUAAAUCAACUUAAAAUUUUAAGGCAGCUGGGUUACUUACCCAUCUGUUUAGUUUAGCAAACACAAAUAUGUAAGUUGUUACUUAGUACAACUUAACAUUUCAAGUUGACUAAACUUAUUUUAGUUGAAAAUUUUAACAAAUUAACAUUUUAACUCAACAAAUUGUGUGUUUUUUAUUUUUUACAGUGUACAUCAUCUUAUAUUUCAUGUACUUGACUGUUGACAAAUAUGAUGCAGGGCCACAACUCCAUAAAUGCAGGUAUGUACUAAGAUUCAAGAUAUUGGUGCAAAAAAAAAUUAUCGACUGACUAUAAUUAUUUUUUAUUUAUUUAUUUAUUUAUUUUAAGAAAAUGACUGAUCGUUUUGCUAAAUAAGACCCUUAUUUCUUUGAAUAGGAUCGUGUAGAGCACUUUGACGCUGCAUUGAAACUGCAAUUUGGACCCGGUGAUUCGCACUGAAGUGCAUUAUAUGGAGAAAAAUCCUGGAAUGUUUUCCUUAAUUUCUUUUCAGCUGCAGACAGAAAGAUAUGAACAUCUUGGAUGACACAGGGGUAAGUAAAUUGUCAGGAAGUUUUUAUUCUGGAAGCAAUUAAACUAAUCCUUUCAUUUGUCAAAUUUGUUUUUGUUGCCUAAAGCUACUACUUUU